AUGGGAACUUUUUGGGAACCCAAGUAUUAUUCUUUAAUUGUUGAUUCUACAUCUGAUAUAGCAAACGUCGAUCAACUUGUUAUUGCAUUAAGAUAUGUUUUACCUAGUGGUGUACCUGCAGAAAGAUUUUUAAUAUUCAUUCCAAACAGUGGUCAUAAAUCUGAAGAAAUGAGCAAUGUUGUAAUGGAUUUUCUUAAUUCACACAAUAUACCAAUUGAAAAUUGUCGUGGCCAGAGCUACGACAAUGCGAGGAAUAUGUCAGGUCAGUAUUCUGGAUUGCAGUCAAGAAUUAAAAGUUUUAAUUCAUUUGCAGAGUAUGUACCAUGUUCUGCACAUUCUCUUAACUUGGUGGGAACGUGUGAAGCAGAAAGUUGUAAUUCUGCUACUUCAUUUUUUAUGCUUCUCCAGGAACUAUACAAUUUUUUUUCUAGUUCUACUGCACGUUGGGACAUUUUAAAAACAUAUUUGAAGAAAAAUCUUAGUGUAAAAAAUUUAUCAGUAACUCGCUGGAGUGCUCGUUUUGAUGCUUGCCAUGCUUUAUUUAAUUCUUAUGCAUUUAUAAUUGAAGCUUUGCAUAGUAUAGUUGAUAAUCAGAAAGAAAAAGCUGUAUAUAAAGUAGAAGCUAAUGGGUUGCUUGCAAGAUUAAAAACUUUAGAAACUGUAUCAGAACUAUAUAAUGGCCUUGAAAAUUACUUGGUACAGAUCAGAGAUGAUUUUGAUGUUUUUGAAAAUAAGGCUGUAGAAAUUACUGGUUGUUCGGAGUAUGCCAAAGAUUCCAAGAGAAAAAAAAGAGAAAGGUAUGCUAUGGCUGAUGAAUCAAGAUCUCAACCUCUCACAGAAAUCACAGGGAAAAUAGAUUUUAUUAGAAAUGUAUAUUAUGUGAUCAUUGAUACUCUUAAAUGUCAACUUAGUUCAAGAAGACAAGCUUAUGAAAAAAUAUCAGAUAUUUAUGGGUGUAUACCCACUUUGUAUAAAACACCGAGUUCUAUUGUUAUAAGGAACACAUGUGAAACUUUGGCAAAAUAUUUUAUUGAUGAUGUUGAAAACUCAAGCUUACUUAUAGAUGAGUGUAUUCUUUUUUCAAAAUUAAUUUCCACGGAUAAAAAUGUAAAAUCUGUUCUCUCUAUGUAUAAACUUAUCAAGACCAAAGAAUUAGAGUGUAUGUUUCCAAAUUUAGAAAUAGUUAUGCGUAUGUACCUUAGUACAGCAGUUUCAAACUGCUCAGGCGAAAGAGCUUUUUCUGUACUUAAAAGAGUAAAAUCCUACUUGAGGUCAACCAUGAAGGAGGAAAGACUGAAUGCAUUAGAAAUAUUUAGCAUUGAAGCAGAAUUGGUUGAAAAAUUAGAUUUUAAUGAUACUAUUAACACAUUUGCCCAUCAAAAAGCAAGAAAAAGAAAAUCGCACAAAGAAAAAUGGGUUCAAUGCGUUAAAUGCAAAAAUUGGUCUCACGAAGCAUGCACUAAUCAAGAAGAUCGUUAUAUUUGUCAACACUGUGACUCAGAUGACGACAUGCACCAGUUUUCUAGACAAUUGAAAGAUUUUUAA
Acyrthosiphon pisum (pea aphid) is the source of this 1545-nucleotide messenger RNA. RefSeq names its product zinc finger MYM-type protein 1-like. The record is from RefSeq and is a predicted model, not a curated record. NCBI's taxonomy places the organism in Eukaryota, Metazoa, Arthropoda, Insecta, Hemiptera, Aphididae. Gene Ontology annotation, molecular function: protein dimerization activity. Bases 1 to 1545 code for a protein of 514 amino acids. The transcript is spliced from 5 exons.